GUCCAUCCUGCACAUGCGUUCUUAAUCUACACAUAAUCUCUUGUUUCGUCCUAUAUAAUACCCAUUUACAGCUAUUAUUUUGAUUGAAAAGGUCAUAUUUACAAAGUCUUCCUUUUACGGAUUUAAUUUCAAACAGAGAAAUUACUAGAGUUAAUGCGCUUUUGGAUCCAUAUAAUUGUCUCUUUUUUUUCAUUUGCAUACAUUUUUUUCAUUUCCUUCAGCCAAUAGUUCUAUAUGUUCUAACUAAUCGCAGAACCCACCGUUGUAAAAUAUGUAAUGCUAUAUUUAUUUUACCAGUGGUAACCAUCCUUACAUUUUAGGUUACCCUCCAUGUUUCUAGCAACGAUUAUCUUAUCCACCACUGGUUAUUAAACCGAUCAAAUUAAAAAAGAAACACACAAAAUGUUCUUUUUAAUACCAUGUAAAAUGCAUCAUGAAGAACAUUUCACUAAUAGAAAAUGAAAAGAAAGAAGAAAAAAACAUUUUAAAACUCUACUAAAAUGGCAAGAAACACAUUUCUUUUGUCAAAUGACUCAGUUUUAUUUUUUAUAAUGUAUAACUAUAUAUUUUUAAGAAACUAGUAUAGUCUCUAGAGCUGAUAAUCUCACUGACAAUGAUCCCUUUGAGGCCUGAAACCAACUUUUACCAAAAUUGCUCUCAGGAUUUUCACCCGUCUAGUAAAAUGAUUAAAAAUCAUUACAUGUUUUUUUUUGAACCAAGAAAUCAUUACACGUUGGUGGGUAAAAUCAUCUCUACAUUGACUAAGCCAUCAAAUCACUGAAACCGUACAAAAAAGGUCUCUGGAGUUUUUAUUAUUUACCCUUUUAAACAACUUCGUGAAAAAAACGUGCAACUUACUGAUCAGUUUUAUGACUUAGAUAACAGUAAUUUAUAGAGUCUGUUAUUUAUCAUAAAUCCAAAUCGGAAAAAGGGAAAAAAUUGUCGAAGAAGCACUUAAAAGCAUCCUGAUUUUUUAAGUCUUUGGAUUAAAUAGUUAAUUAGCUUAGAUGAUCAAAUACGUCGCGGCACGUUAAAUUAUCGACAUAGACCAUUUUGAGUGAACGCAGACAAUUAAACCCUGACACACGCAAGGACCAAAAAUAUUAUCGACGCACUGCAUCAAGGGCAAAUUUCACACUGGCUAGCACAGACCCACAAACAGACUGAUAAAAAUAGAUACUGCAAAAACAUUAAUACGUGAAAUUUCAUUGUUAAAUCAUGGCAUAUGAGAUAGACUAUUAUUUUUUAAUUUUCUUACCAAAAAGCAAAGAAAAGACGAUUUAUAGCUGGACGAAUUAUUUUUUAUUUUAAAAAAAAAUUAAGCAUAUAUAGGAACAUCAUUGACAUGGAUAGACUAAUAAUAAAAUAUUUGAGUAAAAUAUUCCUCCCAUGGUCCAAAACCAUUGAACCAUUCGUCUCUUCCACAUAAAACAGAACAACCACCAGAAACCGAUGUGACAUGUUCUACUUGGAAGAAAAAAAAACCAUACCAAUAAUCAAGAAGGCCAAGGGUUGUUCUAUAUUCCUGAAAUGGGAUUAAAAGAGCAACAGAAUUGUCCAAGUCAGAGGAAGAUCGCUGUUUUCAUAGUCUUAGCGUUUAUACCAUUUGCUCUGUUCCAUCUCUGUUUUAAUAACCCAUUCUCAACCAUUGUUGACACAACUCUCCAAGACUCUGCAUCACACGUUGUGCUCACCAGCUACUCUUCUUCUUCUUCUCAAGAAGAAGAAUCUCAAGAAGAAGCGUUAUGCGAUUACACGAAAGGCAAAUGGGUAAGAGACGAGAUGGGUCCACUCUACAACGGCUCGAGCUGCGGAACAAUCAAAGACGGUCAGAACUGCUUACGUCAUGGCAGACCAGAUUCCGGUUAUCUUUAUUGGAAAUGGAAACCGAACCAAUGCGAUAUACCGAGAUUCGACGCUAACCGGUUUCUUGAUCUUAUGAGAGACAAGCAUCUAGCGUUUGUCGGCGACUCCAUGGCUAGAAACCAGCUUGAGUCUCUAAUGUGCUUGCUCUCUACCGUCUCUAGCCCUGAUCUCGUGUACAGAAACGGAGAAGACAAUAAAUUCAGAAAGUGGCGGUUUGAAUCUCACAACGUCACGGUCUCGGUUUACUGGUCCCCGUUUCUUGUAGCCGGUUUGGAGAAAUCUGGAACGUUGGACCACAACGUAUUGCACCUAGACCGUGUGGAUGACAGAUGGGGUAAUGAUCUAGAACGUUUUGACACGGUGGUUGUCUCCGUGGGACAUUGGUUUUUGCAUCCAGCGGUUUAUUACGAGUCCGGUUCGGUUUUGGGAUGUCAUUCUUGCGAAGCAAGCAACUGUACCGAGAUAGGGUUUUUCGAUAUUUUUAGAAAAGCAAUAAGAACGACGUUGAAGGCGGUGGCGGGAAGUCGGCGGCAGGUGAUCUUGACGACGUUUUCGCCGUCUCACUUCGAAGGCCGGCCUUGGGAUAGUCCCGGCGCGUGUAACAUGACGGAGCCGUACCAAGAGGGGAAGGUUCUAGAAGGUUUGGACCUGGAGAUGCGACGGAUAGAGAUGGAGGAAGUUACGGCGGCGAAAGCUGUGGCGGAGGGGAGGCUAGAGGCGUUAGAUGUGACGGCGAUCUCGGUGUUGAGACCAGACGGACAUCCUGGUCCGUACAUGUACGAGUUCCCGUUCAAGAACGGUGUGCCGGAGAGAGUUCAUAAUGAUUGUUUGCAUUGGUGUUUGCCUGGUCCGGUCGACACGUGGAACGAGAUUAUGAUAGAGAUGUUAAGGCGAUGGAAGGUGUGAAUGAUGAAGGAUGAUUGUGAGAGUGAUCCUAUGAUAUCAUCAUACAUGAAUCUGUCCAAAGGUGUAAUCAUUUGUUUCUUUGAUAUGUAAGUAGUUUCUUUUCUUGGAUUAGAUUUUUUUUUAAACAUGGGAGUGAUAAUUUUUUGGUCGUUAUUCUUGAAAUGGAGGAGUACGAAAGAUAGUUGGAUUUAAGUUGAUCAAUAAACAUAUUAUUUUCUUUCUUGCUA
Molecule: messenger RNA, 2999 nt
Organism: Brassica rapa (field mustard)
Lineage: Eukaryota; Viridiplantae; Streptophyta; Magnoliopsida; Brassicales; Brassicaceae
Product: protein ALTERED XYLOGLUCAN 4
Cellular component (GO): Golgi apparatus
Molecular function (GO): O-acetyltransferase activity
Source: RefSeq, a predicted model, not a curated record